Molecule: messenger RNA, 273 nt
Organism: Paramecium primaurelia
Lineage: Eukaryota; Ciliophora; Oligohymenophorea; Peniculida; Parameciidae
Source: the annotation of a GenBank genome assembly
AUGAAAUUGCUUUUGUUUUUUUUAUUUGAGUACUUAGAUUUUGCUCCUUUACCAGCUGCUGAUGCUAAUGCAAAAUUUUCUUAAAAGAUCUUUAUAUUUUAAGAGAAGCAUCUAUUAUUCGGGGAAAUUACAAAGAUUUAUAAACAAGUCUUCUUUUUUGCUUAUAGCUUCAUAAUUUAAUGGAGCACUACUGUCUUCAGCAAGAAAAACGAUUUUUUGGACACCAGGUAUUGAAAAUAGCCCUUUAAGAAAUUUACUGUAUUACUACCCUCC